UAGAGGUUGUUUAAAGCUUUGGUGUCUCGACUCGGUGGUUUUGUUUAUAAAGGAGAGAGGUUUUAUCAACACCAACAAAUUCUUCAACUAUAUAAUUCUCUUGAUCUCUUUGUAAUCCAAAAUUUCAUUGGUUUCUGUUUGUUUGAUGGGAUUUGCUUUACGAGAAAAGUCAUGGGAAAGUUGUCUUUCAAGGAUUCUCUCAAGGCUCUCGAAGCUGAUAUCCAGCACGCCAAUACUCUUGCUCUAGAUUAUCCAAGGGAGAUUGAUGGAGCUCGUCUUCAGAUGAGACUAUCCUACAGUCCAGCAGCUCAAUUUCUUCUUUUUCUUGUUCAGUGGACUGAUUGUCAUCUUGCUGGUGCCCUUGGUUUGCUUAGAAUUCUGAUUUAUUUGACCUAUGCUGAUGGCAAGACAACAAUGUCUGUUUAUGAAAGGAAAGCUACCAUUAGAGAAUUUUAUGCCGUGAUUUUCCCAUCUCUGUUACAACUUCAAAGGGGAAUCACUGAUUUGGAAGAUAAGAAACAAAAAGAGCUUUGUAGCAUCAGAUAUAAAAGAAAGGAUGAGUUGGAGAAGGGCAAACUCUCUGAAAUUGACAUUGAAAGAGAAGAGGAGUGUGGAAUUUGCAUGGAGAUGAACAACAAGGUUGUAUUGCCCAAUUGCAGUCAUUCAUUGUGUUUGGGAUGCUAUCGGGAUUGGCGUGAGCGGUCUCAAUCAUGCCCCUUUUGCCGAGAUAGUCUUAAAAGGGUAAAUUCUGGGGAUCUGUGGAUCUAUACAGACAAAUCUGAUACAGUUGAUUUUUCCAUAAUUUCUAGAGAGAAUUGCAAGAGGCUUUUUGUGUACAUCGAUAAGUUGCCUCUCAUUGUUCCAGAUAAUGUAAUUGUUCCUUAUGAUUGUCAUGUUAGGUGAGGAUUCCUAUGCUGGAGUGGAACUCAUAAACUGGGAUAUGACAAGCAAAACUGUAUAUGUCUAGGGAAAGCUUGAAAAUGUAAAUAUGUUGUGGUUAUGGAUGAUUGGGCUCAAAGGUAGAGGUUUUUUAAAAAAAUGAACUCGAUUUUUGCUUGGAAA
Messenger RNA from Manihot esculenta (cassava), 1062 nucleotides. RefSeq names its product E3 ubiquitin-protein ligase AIRP2. Gene Ontology annotation, biological process: protein ubiquitination. Gene Ontology annotation, molecular function: ubiquitin protein ligase activity. Bases 172 to 903 code for a protein of 243 amino acids. The transcript has 5 exons. The record is from RefSeq and is a predicted model, not a curated record. Lineage: Eukaryota; Viridiplantae; Streptophyta; Magnoliopsida; Malpighiales; Euphorbiaceae.